AUGGCGCUGCGGGCCGGGCCCGGAGCGGGGGGCGGCGGCGGGGCGCCGGGGGGCGGCGGGGCGCCGGGAGGCGCGGGGGGAGCCAGCUUCAUGUUUCCUGUUGCUGGUGGUUUGGGCCCCCCUCAAGGGAUGAUUCCUAUGCAACAGCAAGGAUUUCCGAUGGUUCCUGUCAUGCAGUCCAACAUGCCAGGCAUGAUGGGAAUGAAUUACGGGUCCCAGAUGCCUCCCGGACCUAUGGCCAUGCAGGGGGGCAUGCCCUUGGGUCCGAUGCCGGCAGCUGGAAUGCCUUACAUGGGCCAGGCUUCUUUCCUGGGAAUGCGCCCAGCAGCCCCGCAGUACACCCCUGACAUGCAGAAGCAGUUUGCAGAAGAACAACAAAAGAGGUUUGAGCAUCAGCAGAAGUUCUUAGAAGAAGAACGAAAACGGCGCCAGUUUGAAGAGCAGAAGCAGAAGUUGAGGCUCCUGAGCAGUGUGAAGCCUAAGGCAGGUGAAAAAAGCAGGGAUGAUGCAUUGGAAGCCAUUAAAGGAAAUCUAGAUGGUUUUUCUAGAGAUGCUAAGAUGCACCCGACACCAGCAUCACAUCCAAAAAAGCCAGAUCAUCCCACAUCAUCCCAUUCUGCUGUAUCUGUUUCCCACUCUGCUUUUCUCGAUGAUGAAGAAUUUAGUGACUUUAUACAAGGGCCUGUUGAAAUCCCCAAACUGGUGCCUCAGCCUGCCUCCCAGCCUUUUCAGCCUUUCCAUUCUGGUACUGAGGCUGGGCAACUGCUUUCAGAAAAGGCUGUGGGUCAGCCUCUCCCUCCAGCCCAGACUCCAGUGUUAUCCAUCCUGCAUGGUACACUUGGGCAGGUUCCUUAUUUUCCUACCUCUGCAUCUUCACCCAAUAUCCAUAAAACAGGCUCUUCCUUGGAGGAGAAAGUCUUAGAUAAUGGCUCAAAUGAAUCUGAACAAGAGCAAACCAAACUUAAAACAUCUGAAGUUGGGCACAAAGCCUCAGCUGCGAGACAAGUUCGCCCCAGUCUAGCCAUCAAUGACUGGGAUGCUGUAGGUGGACACGAAAGUGGUAGCACUGCUGCAGAGGCGCACAAGGCUUCAGAACAAAACAUAGCAGUUGAAGAGUGUGGAGUUGGAGUAUUCCCUUCACAGGACCCAAUUCAGCAAAUGUUGCCUCCUUGGAUUUACAACGAUAGUUUGGUCCCAGAGUUGUAUAAGAAAAUUUUAGAAACCACUUUGACUCCUGCUGGAAUAGAUACAGCCAAGCUGUAUCCCAUCCUGAUGUCAUCUGGAUUGCCCAGAGAGACUCUAGGACAAAUAUGGGCUUUAGCCAACCGCACCACCCCUGGGAAGCUCACGAAGGAAGAGCUGUACUCUGUCCUGGCUAUGAUAGCAGUAACACAGAGAGGAAUACCUGCAGUGAGUCCUGAUGUGUUAAACCAGUUUCCAGCUGCCCCUGUCCCCACUUUAACUGGAUUUCCAAUGUCGCUGCCUGCCACAGUAAGCCAGCAGCCUCUGAUGCCCUCUGGACCACCUGUCUCCAUGCCUCUUAGCAUUGGACCAGCUGUGAUAGGAAUGAACAUAACGGCACCAGCGGGUGGAGCUGCAGCACAGCCUUCGGGAGCUUUCAUGCCAUCCUACCCGCCAAGUCAGGUAGUAAAACCAGAAGAUGAUGACUUCCAAGAGUUUCAAGAUGCUUCAAAGUCUGGCUCACUAGAUGAAACUUUCACUGAUUUCCAAGGGGAUGGAGCUGGCUCCUCCAAAGCAACCAGUUCACAGCACCGGAGCAGUGUUCCUUCUUUACUAAUGCCACUCCCAGGUAAUAAGACACUCUCAUCAACUGAUAAGUAUGCUGUGUUUAAAGGAAUUGCAGCUGAGAAGCCUGAAAGUACAGCUACUUUUGGAGAUUGUGGGGACAAGUAUAGUGCUUUCCGUGAAUUAGAACAACCAUCAGAGACCAAAUACAUAGGAGAUAACCUUGCAGAAUUCAAGUCUGCAGGAACUGAUGAUGGCUUCACAGAUUUUAAAACCGCCGACAGUAUCCCGCCAUUAGAGCCACCUACAAAAGACAAAACUUUCCCUACAUCCUUCCCUUCUUUACCCAUUCAGUCAAAACAGCAAACACAAGCUAAGCCCUCUUUGAAUCUAGCAGACUUGGAUCUUUUUUCCUCUACUGGAGAAAACAAGCAGCUCUCCUUUCCACCUGCAUUUAAUGCGUCGAAAUCAUCCUCCUUUCCUCCACCACCACUUCCAUCUACCACUGCCCAGCCAGCACCUAGCAAAAGUUCGAGCUUAGCUGAUGAGUUUGGAGAGUUCAACCUUUUUGGGGAAUUUUCUAAUUGCACAUCAGCCAGUGGACAAGAUGACUUUGCAGAUUUUAUGGCUUUCAACAACAGCAGUGGAUUUUCUGAACAAAAACCAGACGACAAAUACAAUGCACUUAAGCUAGAGGCCAGCCCUGUUCCUCAGCCCGGCUCAUCUGCCAGCACGGUGAAGAGUGGGCAGAAUUCAGCCACCACUGCUACGCCCACCAAAUACGAUAUCUUCAAACAGCUUUCUCUGGAAGGCUCUGGAGCAGGCUUUGAGGAGGGGAAGGACAACACGCUUUCCUCAGUGAAGAGCGACGAUGAUUUUGCUGACUUUCACUCUAACAAGUUUUCUUCCACAUGCAGCAGCACAGAUAAGUCCCUGGUGGACAAAGUCGCAGCUUUCAAGCAGGCCAAAGAAGACUCUGCUUCAGUGAAGUCUCUGGAUCUCCCGUCUAUUGGCGGCAGCAGUGUUGGCAAGGAGGAUUCUGAAGAUGCGUUGUCUGUUCAGUUUGACAUGAAACUGGCUGAUGUGGGAGGAGAUCUUAAGCAUGUCAUGUCUGAUAGCUCUUUGGAUUUGCCAACAGUUAGUGGCCAGCAUCCACCAGCAGCAGAUAUAGAUGACUUAAAAUGUGCCCCCUUUGGAAGCUAUAACAGUGGGUCUGCAGUCAGCAGCCUGGCAAGCUACGACUGGUCCGACAAAGAAGACAUUCACCAGGGCAAGAAGUUCUCCUCCUUUGUCCAGGCUUCGGGAAGCGGAUCCUCUGCAGCUACCUCUGUUCUUCAGAAGAAGGAGACUUUGUUUGGCAGUUCAGAAAACAUUACCAUGACAACCGUUUCCAAAGUGACAACCUUUUCUAGUGAGGAUGCUUUGCAGGAUGUUUCGUUUGCAGCCUUUGCAAACUUUAAGGACUCUGGACCAAUAUCCGGCGGUCCAAGUGAUGAUGACAUUGGAGACUUUGGUGAUUUUGCAAGACCUUCAUCAGAAGCGCAGGAUGCAGCAGCCGACACAAGUCAAGAGGCAGACUUCCUUGCUAGCGGUAUCUCUUCUGAAAUGCGCAGGGAGUCCACAGAUGACUUUGGAGAAUUCCAAAGUGAAAAGCCAAAAAUCAGCAAAUUUGACUUCUUGGUGGCAACUUCCCAAGGCAAGAUGAAAUCUAGUGAAGAAAUGAUCAAGAGUGAGCUGGCUACCUUUGACCUGUCUGUUCAAGGGUCUCAUAAAAGGAGCUUAAGCCUAGGUGACAGAGAAAUAAGCCGCUCUUCACCUUUACCGGUUUUGGAGCAGCCGUUUAGAGAUCGUUCAAACACCCUCAGUGAGAAGCCUGCCUUGCCUGUCAUCAGAGACAAAUACAAAGACCUGACCGGGGAAGUUGAGGAAAGUGAGAGAUACGCGUAUGAAUGGCAAAGAUGCUUGGAGAGUGCCCUGCAAGUCAUAAAGAAAGCAAAUGAUACCUUAAAUGGAAUAAGCAGUUCAUCUGUUUGCACUGAAGUUAUCCAGUCUGCUCAAGGCAUGGAAUAUUUACUAGGGGUUGUUGAAGUCUAUAGAGUAACAAAGAGAGUUGAACUGGGUAUCAAAGCAACGGCUGUCUGUAGCGAGAAACUCCAACAGCUGCUGAAGGAUAUUGAUAAAGUAUGGAACAACCUAAUAAGCUUCAUGUCACUUGCUGCUUUAACGCCAGAUGAAAACUCACUGGAUUUCUCUUCUUGUAUGCUGCGUCCAGGGAUUAAAAAUGCCCAAGAUCUUGCCUGUGGAGUGUGCCUCCUAAAUGUGGAUUCAAGAAGUAAAAAAGAAGAGAAACCUGUGGAAGAGCUUCCUAGAAAAGCCUUUAAUUCAGAAACGGAUAAUUUUAAGCUGGCAUAUGGAGGGCACCAAUACCAUGCCAGCUGUGCAAACUUCUGGAUCAACUGCGUGGAGCCAAAGCCUCCGGGUCUCAUUUUGCCUGACCUGCUCUGAAAGCAGUCGCACUGAAGCAGUGGAUUAAAGCCACUCUCGUAUAUGGAAGUUCCCCGUGAAGAAUUGUACUUGAAAUGGCUGGGGUUUCAGAAAUAACAAGAAAAAAAAGGUGGAGUGGCACAAAAUGUGGCGUUUCUUUCUCGAUAUGAAAGCGGGUAGGUCUUUGUGAAACAAACAAACAAAAAACCAGUCUUCUGUCCAAGUGUACAGACCUCUGUGAGAGGACAGUACCUAGUUUCCAAGACAAACUGAAAUGCUAGACUGAUUUGCAUGGAAGUGACACUUAAAGACUUGAAGUACAUAUUUGCAAACAAAUCUUUUCUUAAUGUUUUGGGUGUCUGGAUCAUGAUAUUUUUCUUUAAAUAUUUGCUGCUAUAUUAUUACAAUGCAUACAAUGCACAUGUCAUGGUAACUUCCAAGGCAAAAUGAAUUACUGACUUGGAAGGAAUUAGACUGUAGAGAGCCACUGUUUAUUUAAAUUUUCACUAUUCUGAAUUGUAAAUUAUUAUAAAGUAUUCAUAUGCUUAACUGGUUAGUACUGGGGGUUAAGAACUUGGAAAAAUUGUUUAAAUUUUCUCUACCAUAUCUGGACUCUUUAGUACGGGCAACUGGAUUUUAAAGCUUGCAAUCUUUGCUGUUCUAUUGUAAAUACUGGCUAAUAUCUGCUCUUGGACUUGUCCUGAACUACAGGUGUGGUUUGUUACGUUUCUCCUGACACUUUGGUAGUUGUGUGGCUGCAUCACUGUUGAAAACUGGACUCCACUGAUACUGCGUGUCUGCUCCUGUACAUAUUCCCUUUUUUGUGUGUUACCUGCUUCCCCUGAUGGGAUGCAUGCAUGUAACUUGUGCAAUCCAGUGCUACCUGUGAUAAUGUGUUUUCCUGACUCAGAACUGGCAGUACGAGGUGGCCCUUAGCUCCUACUGCAGGUGGGUGUGAUCCAACACUGAAAGUUGGGCUUAAGCAGACUGCUUUUUGAAGCCGGCUGCUGCCAAUCUACCAUUUUGUUGCUUAUGGUAGGUACACCUAUCGAAUAGGAAGAGAUUAGUAUAAUAGACUAUCACAAAGUGUUGCCCAUAAAUUUAAAGUAACCACUUCUUUCUUUCAAUAUGAUGACAGUGCCAUCAGCUGCAGUGAUAGUUACAGAAUUUUAAACCCACUGGGAGCUUCGUGGCAUUAUUUUAAGAGCCUUACCACUAUACAUCCUAUUCAGUUUGCUUCAUUCUUUGAUUUCAGUUUCUCAGUUCUCUAGAAAAUCUCUUUUCUCCAAAGAUAUCAACAGCUUUUCCAAGCUACUCUUGCCUUCAUUGAGAGUAGCUGAUGUUGACAAGAAAUUAUUUACUGAAAUUGAAAUUACAAAGAGGAAAAUUGUUGUCUCUUUGGAAGAGGACAAGGUCAGGGAACACUUGAGCAAACUGGACAAUCGCAAGCCCAUGGGCUGUGAUGCGAGGCACCCACAAACCCAGAAGGAGCUGGCAGAUGUGACUGCAAGGCCACUCUCUAUAAUCUUUUCUUGGGCUGACAAACAUCUCAUGGAGUUCAGCAGAACAGGACCUGGGGGUCCUGGCGGACACCAAACUGAACACGAGUCAGCAACGUGCCCUUGCUGCCAAGAAGGCCAGUGGUAUUCUUGGAUGCAUUAGGCAAAGCAUCGCCAGCAGGUCAGGAGAGGUGGUCGUUCCCCUCUGCUCAGCAUUGCUGAGGCGUCACCUGGAGCACUGUGCCCAGGUCUGGGUCCCCAGUACAAGAGAGACCUGGACAUACUGGAAAGAGCCCGGUGGAGGGCCACCAAGAUGCUCAAGGGACCGGAGCACCUCUCCUGUUAUGAGAGGCUGGGAGCUGGGGCUGUUCAGCCUGGAGAAGAGGGGGCUCGGGGGGGAUCUCAUCCAUGCCUAUAAACACUCGCAGGGAGGAUGCGAAGGGGACGGAGCCAGGCUCUGUUCAGUGGUGCCCAGUGCCUGGACAAGAAGCAAUGGGCACAAACGAACACAGGAGGAUCUGUCCGAGCAUCAGGAAACACUUUGUGCAGGUGUCACAGCCCCAGCACAGCCUGCCCGAGGGGCUGGGGGCUCCUCUGGGAGAGCUCCAGCAGACUGGACGUGGGGCUGGGUCCCCUGCCGGGGGGGGGCCGUGCUGGGGCUGGGGUGGCACCAGAGGGACCUUGCAAUCCCUGCCAGCCUCAACCAGUCUGUGAUAUAAAAAAAAUAAGUCUUAGCUAUACUAAGCUAUUAAUUAUGCCAAAUUAAAGAAUCUUGGCUAAUAAGAGUGUUAGGUGUCCGGCCCCUUAUUUACCCAAAUUAAAAUAAAUCUUCCUGCUGCCUGAAAUUAUCUUAUUCAUAAACUCAGCAACUUGUGCCUCCAGUUGCAAGCUCAAGCUAAUCAAGUGGCAGAUUUUCAGUAGUGAGGCAAUGACUGCUUGCCUUCUGCUGCCCAGUAAUUAUCAGAAAAGGAGAGAAAAAAAAAAAAAGCAGUCAGUCUUUGCUUGCUCUCUGAUUCAUUUAUUAGGUGUGAAAUAGUUACAGUAGCCUGCACCAUAGCUGUUGACCACGUACAUUGUUUUCCCUCAUAACUGGGGGCUGCUGGGUACCAGUGGAAGGGUCCCCACUGAUGUCCGGGGUCUGUGCAGCACAGUAAGCGAGCGCUUGCCUUUGCAUACUGAGCUACAGAAGCACUUAAGCAUUGUCUGGCUUCAAGCAAAUGCCUCGCCUUGCUGCUAGCAAGGGGACUUGUCGAGUGGUUUUUGUAUCUGGCUGACACAAAGGCUGUUGCUUAUGAAAAUGCUAUAUUGGGAAAAGGGAAUGUAUUGUUAGCACGGGCUUCCACCACAGUUCCUGAACACUUAACUGGAUACGUGUUCUUUUCUAAUUAAAAGAGAAUGUCACAAAAAAAAAAAGGCCACAACGUGAAACUAAAAGCAACCAAUAUUUCAAAAGCAGUAUGAGAUGUACUGUCAUAAAAGCCUUUUUCAGUGAUGUUUUUCUUGUCACAUACUUACGAAGCAAGUAAGUUCCCUCUCUAAGACGUAGCCAGCGUGUCUUUUGGCCCAUAAAAGUAAGGAAUCGACAUUUACAAUUAUAAUUGCAGCAGGGCUUACUGAAGUAUGACACUGCUAGUCACUUGCUCCCUACAGAAGGGAGAGCAGCAGGCAAUAUUAAUGUGUUCGUGGCAAGCAGAAACCGUUGUUCUGAACACCUUUACGUCAUGGGAAUACAUCAAAUGUUUUACAUGCAGAUCCCCUUGAUAAAGGCGUUGCACAACGAGGAUCGUUUCACUCUCAUACCCCAGUCAUUAAAAUGACUCACUGUUGCAUUCAGCAUCUCCUCAGACAUUGCACUGCUAGCCAAAGCCCGGUGUCCUUGCAAUCUGUAUCCAAGGUUACAAUAUUUUCUACAGUGCAUUGUAACAGACCAUGCUCCCCUGCCUCCUUUGCAUACAGGCUAAUGGGCGUGCUGCCUUCUGCUUUGGUUGUGCUGAAUUUUAUAAAUAUAGCUCCUUUUGCUGGAUGUACUCUUUCACUAGGGAAGAAAGAGAAACCUGGUUUUCUUCUUCCUUUUUUUUUUAAUGUGUGUGUUCUCUGGAGCUGCCUUGGGAUUACCUAUGAAAAGUGAUUUUUCUAUAUAUUUGUGUAUAUUUGGAGUUGUAAGAGAUUAUUCCUUUGGUUGAUUUAAUUUAUAUCAUUUUGCCCGGUUGUAUUCCUGCUGCUUCUGUGCUAUCUUAGUGCAUUUUAGCUUUUCCUCGGUGGCAGGAGCUCUAGGGAGCAACCCAACUGUUCAAGCCUGUGUCCUGCCCAUCCGCUGUCACGUUUUGUUUCGAGUACCUUCGCGAGCUUGUUGACCUGUAUUUGCUGUGUAGCAGCUGGGAGGUUAUUUGUGGCGUGGGAAUUGUUACGUCCUGCUCUUGAACAUUCCUCUGAAUUUUCGUCUCUGGCAGCAGCUUCCCUUCACCUGGGUUUGCUUUCAGCAGCUCCUUGAGAGCGGUGCAGCAGAAACGAGGGGAGAGUGGAGCUCGAUAAAACCCAACGAAUGCUGUUUUCUAGUUAGCUUCAUGUCAGAUUAAUUAAACUUGAAACAAAAACUGCCUUUUCAAUAAAAGCUGCUA
Molecule: messenger RNA, 8347 nt
Organism: Cygnus atratus (black swan)
Lineage: Eukaryota; Metazoa; Chordata; Aves; Anseriformes; Anatidae
Gene: SYNRG
Product: synergin gamma
Exons: 24
Coding region: 1-4251 (1416 amino acids)
Cellular component (GO): clathrin coat of trans-Golgi network vesicle
Molecular function (GO): protein binding
Source: RefSeq, a predicted model, not a curated record